AACUGACAGGGUCACACACAGGACCAAGAAGGAGCAGGACCUCAGCAUUUUUACUUUUUAUUACAAAUGGAGAAACAUGAAGAUGUUCAAUACUGUUUUCAAGACAGAAACUCUUCUUGCAGAAAGGCUUUGCUAUCGACAUCUAUCUACAUAACACUGUACAUCUUCUUCUCAUUGAUUUCAGCAGUAACAGUAUUUUUGAACAUACUGGUGAUCAUCUCCAUCUCUCACUUCAAGCAGCUCCACACUACAACCAACCUGCUCAUCCUCUCUCUGGCUGUGUCAGAUCUCCUGGUGGGAUUGAUUGUGAUACCAGCAACGACUGUAGCAAUAAUGGAAUCAUGCUGGGGUUUUGGGGAAUAUUUCUGUGUGUUUGAAUUCUACAUUGCUUGUUUAUGUACUUCUUUAUCUCUGGGAAAUUUGGUAUUGAUAUCUAUUGACCGCUAUGUUGCUGUGUGUGAUCCCUUAUUGUACCACUCUAAAAUAACAAUAACAAGAAUGAUGUGUUGUAUAUCCAUUACCUGGUGUUGUUGUAUCAUGUACCGUGCUGCUAUUAUAAAAAACGUAGUAAAUGUACUGGUACCCAGUAGGUGUUUGAAUGAAUGUUUUAUUGUAGAGGAGUUACAUUGGGUUAAUAUCAUUGACCUUGUAUUUACAAUGGUUGUCCCGUGCUCUGUUAUUAUAACACUUUAUAUGAAAAUCUUUGUGGUGGCCAGAUCACAGGCCAGAAAGAUAUUUUCAAAAGAGGCUGCCAGAGUGUUUGGUGUUAAAACUGUACAGGCAAAUAAGUCUGAGAGGAAAGCAGCAAAAACUCUAGCUAUUGUUGUUUUCAACUAUCUAAUUUGUUGGAUUCCAUUUUUGUUCAUAAAUAUGUUUUUUUUUUCAAGUGACAAUUUAUCAUUUAUCAUCGGCUUUCUGCCACUUGUUAAUUCCUUAAUUAAUCCAAUAAUUUAUGCUUUCUUUUAUCCAUGGUUCAAAGUUACAGCUAAACAUAUUAUAACUCUGAAGUUAAGGCGUUCAUAGUUCCUAUAUUUAUAUAUAUAUUUUUUAAUCUACAAGCAUUGGUUGGAUAUAGCUAUGUUAAACAAUUUCUCUAAUUGCUUCUUUCAUGUAACAAUACACUGACAUUACUUACAGUAUCUCAGUAUUGUCAUUAUAGAUACAUGUGGUUUUGCUACAGAAUUAUUUGGCUGGAUUGGAUUGGAAUGACUUGGAGAAGGCAUUA
This is a messenger RNA of Oncorhynchus tshawytscha (Chinook salmon), 1225 nucleotides long. Its product is annotated as trace amine-associated receptor 13c-like. Gene Ontology annotation, cellular component: membrane. Bases 67 to 1023 code for a protein of 318 amino acids. The record is from RefSeq and is a predicted model, not a curated record. The transcript has a single exon. NCBI's taxonomy places the organism in Eukaryota, Metazoa, Chordata, Actinopteri, Salmoniformes, Salmonidae. Gene Ontology annotation, molecular function: trace-amine receptor activity. Gene Ontology annotation, biological process: G protein-coupled receptor signaling pathway.